UUCAACUUCAACACAAAUCAUGUUGUCUGUAGCUCUGCUGCUGCUGCUGCUGGCAGCUGGAUCCUGUGUGAACAGUCAGCAGUUGAAUCAACCAGCGUCUCUGACUGUCCAGUCAGGACAACCACUGACCAUCACCUGUCAGGUCUCUUAUUCUGUUAGUAGCUAUUACACAGCCUGGAUCAGACAGCCUGCAGGAAAAGGACUGGAGUGGAUUGGAUAUGGAAGAAUCGGUUACAGCACAUACUACAAAGAUUCACUAAAAAACAAGUUCAGUAUCUCUUUAGCAGCUUCCAGUAAGACAGCGACUCUAACAGGACAGAAUAUGCAGCCUGAAGACUCAGCUGUGUAUUAUUGUGCCAGAGACACACAGUACACUUAUUUUGACUACUGGGGAAAAGGCACGGUGGUCACGGUCUCAUCAGCCACACCAAAGGCCCCUACUGUGUUUCCUCUGGAGCAAUGUGGCCCCGAGACCGGAGACACCGUGACUCUCGGCUGCCUCGCCACCGACUUUACACCCGCCUCACUGGGCUUCAGAUGCACCAACGCCGAGGGAGUUGCCCUGACUGAUGUACUUCAGUACCCCGCUGUUGAGAAAAACAGGGCUUACUUUGGAGUCAGUCGGGUCCGCGUGCAGCGAGACUACUGGGACGCCAGGAAAGUUGUCAACUGUGUUGUUGAGCAUUCAGCAGGACAAAAACAAUGCCGCCUUCAGAAGAAAGUCGAGUUUCAUCAGUUGCCAACUCUUAACGUGUUGAUCUCUCCUGAGAUGAAGAAUGAGAGAUCAGCUUCCUUCUCCUGCUUUGCCACUGAUUUUUCACCAAAUGCUCAUGAAAUCAAAUGGCUCAGAGACGAUGAGGAAAUCCGUGACAAAAUCUCUGAGAUCCAGACCUCCUUUGAGCCCAAACGUAAUGAGAAUGGGACUUUGUACAGUGUCGUAAACUAUCUCCAGGUUGAUAAAAGUGCUUGGACGGAAUCGGAAGCCAAGAUUACAUGUGUGUUUAAGCAAAAAGAAGAAAAUGUCAACAAAUCUGUGCCCUAUAAUACCACACCGGGUUCCACCACAUGUACUGACCCAUGUGUAUAUGUUGACAUUGAGAUCUUGCCCCUCAGUUUGGAAGACCUGUUUCUGAACAAAAAAGCAAAACUUGUGUGUGAAGUGCUGGAAAAACAAGGAUCCGUUGAGUCUGUUGAGUGGCAGGACAAAGAUGGGAAACCUUUAAACAAGGACAGUCAUAAGAGCAGCCGAGGACCCCACAACCUCUACAGAAUUGAAGUGGAUGUCCUGUUUGAGGAGUGGAGCGAGGGGAUGGAAUAUUAUUGUGUUGUUGAACACAAAGACUUAUUUAAACCUGUAAUGGAGCGUUUUCAAAGGGACAAAGGAGAAACGAUUAAGCGUCCAUCUGUUUUUCUGCUGAGUCCAGUAGAACAAACUAGUAAUGACGUGGUGAUCCUGACUUGCUAUGUGAAAGAUUUCUACCCCAAGGAGCUUGUAGUGUCUUGGCUUGUUGAUGAUGUGGCAGCAGAUCCAGCUACCUAUACAUUCAAUACCACAAAUCUUUUAGAAAACAGCGGAUUCUACUCUGUAUAUAGUGAGCUUACGUUGAGCUUGGACCUUUGGAAGAAAAAUGACAAGGUGUUCAGCUGCGUUGUCUACCACGAGUCUAUGAUGAAAACAACAGGAGUCAUUAUUAGGUCCUUUGUACAAAACACCAAUGAAAAACCCAACCUGGUUAACGUCAGCCUUAACAUCCCUCAAAUUUCCAUCCAGCUCCACCCGAAACUAAGCUCCUGCCACUGUGACAGUACAUCUGCGCCCUCUAGCCUGGGUAACAAGACAACAGACUUAGUACUGACGGUAGAGUUGGUGACAUGUACACACGUCACAACAGUGCAGCGGGUUGUCCAUCCGACCGUCACCAUGUCCCCUGACUGGAGGUGGGUCUCUGGGGCCGCAGAAGUGAGCCUUGUGUGCACCUACAGCGGUUACUACCCAGACGACCUAGAGGUGCAGUGGCAAAUAGACAGCCGUGCUGUCGACAUCGUUCCGGUCCAAAAGAAGUUUCAAGCUGGGAAAAAGGAGGAAAAAACGUUCAGCCUAAGCAGCCAGAUUGAGUUGGACCGGAAAAACUGGACAAAUGGCUCAAAUGUCACGUGCAAGUCCAAACACCACGACGCCGAGUUGAGCAAAUCAAUCAGUAUUUGUGCAAUUUACCCUUCCUCCCCUCCUUGCAUUCACCUGGAGACCCCCAGCUUCAAAACAGUGAUGAUGGCAAAGCCUGAGGUGACGGCUACGUGUGUGGUUGAGACUGUCUAUGAUGCCAAGGUGACCUGGCAUGUCGAUGGGGAAGAAAUCUCAGCCACAAGAACCGUGCCGAACCGGACCGGCAGCAAGACCUAUUUCAGCAGCAACCUGACUGUUUCCACAGACAAGUGGAUGACGUACAGUCGCGUGACAUGUAGGGCUGAACACCCCUGCUCCCCUCCAGCUGAAAAGACGGUGGAUAUAAGGCUUACAGCGGACAGGGCCCCGUCGGUGCUGAUCAGAAGAUCUCUGCCACACUUGCUUCAUGGAGACGAUGCCGUGCUGGAGUGUGAUGUCAGACAACUCUCCUCUAGCGACCUCUACGUCACCUUUCAGGCCAACGGAAGUGACAUAUCUGAAAAACAAUUUGUUGAUCUUUCCAAAGCCACAGGCCUCACUUCAACCACUCUCCAGUUCUCAGUUCCAAAAACCCACCAGGGAAAAGACAACACGUUCACCUGCAAAGUGAACCAAGGCUUCGUCAACAGCUCGGUAUCAGACUCAACCGGACGGAUUUUUGGUGACCUGUCAAUGGAGCUUCUUCUGGUCCCCAGUAAAGACUCAGGACAACAGAAACUCUUGUGCAUUGGCUGGGGUUUCAGUCCCCAAAUCAAAUGGCUUUCUGGGUCUCAGGACAGAUCGGCAUCAACUAAAGACAUCUUAUUAGGUGAAGACGGUCGUGUGGCAGUAAUCAGUCAUCUCAGUGUGCCUCAAAACGAGUGGACAAAAGCAGUGGUCUUUACUUGUGAAGUCUCUGACAAGGUUUUAAAUAAAACUGUCCGCGAUGAAAUGGGCUUCUGUUCAGUAACAGCAGCAUCAUCUCGGAAAGCUGGUGUCUUCAUUCAGGGUCCAGCUCUCCAGGAACUGCAGACAGAUGAACAGUUGGCUUUCACCUGUCUUCUGGUUGGUCAAAAUCUUGAAGAUUUCUCCAUCACUUGGAAAGUUGGUGGAAAUAAGUCUCAGAGGGCAUUGACUGAACCACGGCUGAGUCACGACAAUGGGACGGAGACCAUUCGUAGCUUCCUGAACGUAUCAGCAAAGGCUUGGCUCACAUAUACACAAGUAUCCUGUGAGGGGAAGCACCUAUGCUCCACACAGGGUUACGAGACGCACAUAAGCAGAAGUAGAGAUCCUAAGCCACCAUUUGUGAAGAUAACAAGGCUGAAUGACACGGACCUGCCGGGCUCAAACAUGGAAACGCUCAUUUGCCUUGUGACUGGAUUUUCCCCCUCUGGCAUCUUAGUGUUUUGGGAGAAGGACGCCUUGAGGCUGCCAGUAUUACAAUAUACUAUCAGCCCUGUCUGGAAAUACACAGACAGCAACACCUUCUCACUGAACAGCAGACUGAACAUAUCCCGGCGGUCCGAGAGGGACCAGGAAGCUGCAUAUUCCUGUGUAGUAAAACACGAGUCAUAUGAGGAACUAUUCAAAAGCACAGUACAACCUGUGUUUGCUCCAGUGACACCGAGUCCACCUUCAGUCACCCUCCUCCAUGGCCCUGGCGAGCUUGUGUGUCUGGCAAAUGGUUUCAGGCCUGCACCGGUGAACAUCAGCUGGUUCCUUGAUGAGACUACAGAGUUGUGGAGCUACAACACCAGUGAGCCACACAGAGGACCACAGGGGGACUUCAGCGUCCAGAGCCGACUCCGCCUGCCCCCUGUUGACUGGCCACUCGGGGCAGUCUACACUUGCAGGGUGACACAUGUUACCCUGACACUGGCCUUAAAUUUCACCAAACCAAAACUUCUAGACCAUGUGUACGUUGACCAGAACCAGCAUGAUGUUGUUAUUCAAGAUGUGGAGGAAGAAGACUGGUACAUGGCCUUCACUUUCCUCCUGCUCUUCUUCAUUUCCCUUCUCUAUGGAGUGACAGUCACCCUCAUAAAGUCGAACCCGCUUCAGUGGAGAACAGCCUGACAACUCGAGGGUUGUUCACAUCUUUAUGCCAGAACAACAACGGCUCAGUCCAGACCCCUCUUAGACCACUCCGGUCUCUCCGGACCUGUCUUUCAAUACUACUCAGCUUGAUUUAGUGACGUGGACACCAAGUGGUCAGCACCGCUUCCACCCAGCCAGAGGGCCCCUGUGUAUCCCAGCCCAUCUGUGUGGAGAUCCACGUGCUCCCUGUGUGUGCACGGGGUUGGGUUACACAUGCUCUCCUCCCGCUGCACAAAGGUGUGUAUUUUAGAUGAAGUGGAAACUCUUAAUUGUGUGUGGGAUGUGCGUGUGUGACAAUGGACGUGUCCGUUGUUCCUCUCUGACUUCCACCCUCAGCCAGAACCCCGAAUAAGGUCAAGACAGUGACUGGACAGUGGAUGGAUGAAUGGACGCAUGGACGGAGUAUAACAAAUUAUGUCAUCUCAUUAGUUUUUCAGUGUCAUAUCUGGUGUAGUAAUGUGCAUAUUGGCAAUUUGUCAUCGCAGCUUUCGCCGCUUUCUACAUUGCAGAGAGUAACACAAAUACUAAAACAUUACAGUUGUAUUUAACUUGUCAUGGCUGAUGAU
Molecule: messenger RNA, 4809 nt
Organism: Lampris incognitus (smalleye Pacific opah)
Lineage: Eukaryota; Metazoa; Chordata; Actinopteri; Lampriformes; Lampridae
Exons: 17
Coding region: 20-4222 (1400 amino acids)
Source: RefSeq, a predicted model, not a curated record